Messenger RNA from Mucor velutinosus, 474 nucleotides. RefSeq lists its product as uncharacterized. The record is from RefSeq and is a predicted model, not a curated record. The transcript has a single exon. Bases 1 to 474 code for a protein of 157 amino acids. Lineage: Eukaryota; Fungi; Mucoromycota; Mucoromycetes; Mucorales; Mucoraceae.
AUGGCCUCCUCUACUAAAGAUCACAACGUAAGGGAUCCUGCCAGUUCUACUGACGGAACCGGUACAGACUCUCGCCAUAAUCCACAAAAUUCCUCUUUCACUAGUCAGAGUUGGGCAGACAUGGCUAAACAGCAGGAGCGUUCCUCUUUCAACAUCACUCCUACCAUCGACAGUGCGUUUGACGAAACCAACGUUCAAUCUUAUUUCACUCAACACCAAAUGUCAUUUAAUCCACAGCGCAAAAUCACCCUUGUUUGGAGCAACAUGGGUGUUGUUUGCAAGGAAUGCCACUCUGAUGAGCACAUCAAGGCUGACUGUCCUGUCGUUCGUGCACGCAAGAUCAAACUUCAAAGCUCCCCUGAGGCAUCCAAUGGCGCUGAUGGACACCAAAGACAGUUCAACAAGGAUAGAUCUCUCAAUCCGGGAUUCAGAAGUAGAUUGGGAAGGGCUAUUAAGAGUCCUGACCGACUCUAA